This is a messenger RNA of Gaeumannomyces tritici R3-111a-1, 1305 nucleotides long. RefSeq lists its product as hypothetical. The record is from RefSeq and is a predicted model, not a curated record. Bases 1 to 1305 code for a protein of 434 amino acids. Gene Ontology annotation, cellular component: mitochondrion. NCBI's taxonomy places the organism in Eukaryota, Fungi, Ascomycota, Sordariomycetes, Magnaporthales, Magnaporthaceae. The transcript is spliced from 2 exons.
AUGCCGCGGCUCCGCCCAUCGCUGCUCCGGGCCGCCCACAGGCUGUCCCCCCACGCGGCGGUGCUGCUGCCCGUGUGCAGGAGCAUCCCCUCGGCUCUGAGCGAGCUGCGCUGGAUCCGCGAGCACGCCGACACCCUGCCGCAGCGCCUACUGCCCCGCGGGGAGCACAGGCGGUGGUGGGGGGCUUAUGGGGACCGCCGCGAGGAGCUGACGGCCCGCCUGUGCCGCCGCCGCGGGCGUGGCGAGCCCCUGCAGUACAUCCUGGGGACCCAGCCGUUUGGCGAGCUGGAGAUCAAGUGCCGGCCGGGGGUGCUGAUUCCGAGACCCGAGACAGAGGCCUACACCGUCCACCUAGCCGACCUGAUCCGAGGUCGCCGGUUGCACGCCCUGUCCUCCCACCCCGCCCUCCAGCCCGCAGCCCCAGCAACCGCCAACUCUGCCUGCACCCGCCACCCCCUCCGCAUCCUCGACCUCUGCACCGGCACGGGCUGCAUCCCACUUCUCCUCCUCUCGCGCCUGGGCCGGUCGCUGGGGAUAGACGUCGAGGCGCGCGGCCUGGACGUGUCGGCGUCUGCCGUCCUCCUCGCGCGCGACAACGCCGCCCACAAUCGCAGAUACCUCCUUCCCCCCACCCUUCUUCCUCUCCCAACAGGAGCAGACGGCGGCGGGGAGGAGUCAGCAUCCCCAACCUUUGCACUUGCCGACGUCUUCUGGCACGACUUCACCCUCGCGCGCUCCCUCCUCGCCCACCCAGGCGGCGGCGGCGGCGGCUGGGACGUGGUGACGUGCAACCCGCCCUACGUGUCCGAGGCCGGCUUCGCGCGCGAGACAGCCCGCAGCGUGCGCGACUUUGAGCCCAAGGCCGCCAACGUGCCUCUGUCGCCGUACCGCCAUCGUCAACGAGACGACAACGACGCCAACCGCCGCCGCCGCCCCGAGGACGUCUUCUACCCGCGCGUCCUGUACGUCGCGGCCGCGCUAGCCCGCGCCCGCGUCGUGCUGCUCGAGGUCGGCGACCUGGCGCAGGCCCGCCGCGUCGCGGGGGCUGCGCUGCGGCUGCUGCGCGGGGAGAGGUUCUGGCGGCGGCGGCGCGCCGGCGACGACGACGACGACGAUCCGGGGCUGGUGGGCGAGGGUGUGGCGGCGGUCGACGUCGAGAUCUGGCGGGACUGGCCCGACGCGUCGACGCCGGCCGGUGCGGAAGAGGUCGACCACGUCGUCGUGGACGGGGUCCGCGUCCCUGUCAGGGGCAGCGGGCACGGCAGGGCGGUGCUGGUGCAGCUUGACUACGAGCCGCGAGACUAG